Phacochoerus africanus (Common warthog) is the source of this 3268-nucleotide messenger RNA. RefSeq names its product zinc finger protein 235 (gene ZNF235). Lineage: Eukaryota; Metazoa; Chordata; Mammalia; Artiodactyla; Suidae. The record is from RefSeq and is a predicted model, not a curated record. The coding region runs from base 135 to 2327 and encodes 730 amino acids. The transcript is spliced from 5 exons. Gene Ontology annotation, biological process: regulation of cytokine production; regulation of immune system process; negative regulation of transcription by RNA polymerase II.
AAGUGUAGUCCGGGAACUGUGUGUAGCCGGAGGCACUUCCGCUCCGGGAAGGCGAGGUCAGCGCCGAGAUUACUCCCAGUGAGUUUUGCCUUCCCAGAACUCUGCUGUUCCCCGGAAGGAAGAGGGGGGGGACAAUGACCAAGUUCCAGGAGGCAGUGACCUUCACGGAUGUGUGUGUGGUCUUUACGGAGGAGGAGCUGGGGCUGCUGGACCUUGCCCAGAGGAAGCUGUACCGGGACGUGAUGCUGGAGAACUUCCAGAACCUUCUCUCAGUGGGGCAUCAGUCCUCCAAACCAGAUGUGAUAGCCCAGCUGGAGCGAGAGGAAAGGCUUUGGGGGACGGAGCUCCAAACCCAAAGAGGGAGGCAUGCAGGAGGCAGGAAUCAGAAUGAGAUGGAGAUACUUCCUGAGAUGGCAGUAGGGUGCCUUUCGCUGGGAGAGCUUUCCUGCUGCCAAAUCAAGACACAUGUUGUGAGCGAAUCAACCAAAAGUCCAAAAGACUCGGGGAUAAAUGUUCCAGGAACGAGGUCUCACUUGCCCAAACCACCUCAUUGCCCGGCAGGCGUCCCCCGUCAGGCUUGCACGGAGGCCAGCUGUCCUCUGGCUCUCAGGGAGCAGCGGUCCAGCUUUCCUGAAAACCGAGCAUCUCCCGCCGGACGAGCGCCCGGCCCCUGGCGGAAACUCUGCCUGAACGGGGCCCAGAAUUACCCGAGAGGCGGCGCGCAGACUCCGAGCCGGUGCACAUGCUGCGCGUUUGCCCCGUGUGCCCACGAGCUCCGAGGCCUCCCGCAGCGCCUCGAGGAGGAGCCGGCGCCCCCGAGAGAGACAGCGCACGGCGGCCGAGGGCCUGGCGGGGAGGCGGCCUGGGCGCCCCGCCUCGCGCAGCGCAGCCUGAUGGCCGUGGGGCCGAACCCCUACCCAUGCGACGAGCACCAGAGAGGCUUCGGCGACCACCCAGGCCUGGCAGCGCCUCCGCAGGCACCCCGGGGCGCGCCGGCCCCUCCGCGGCGGGCGCAGGAACGGGCCCUGCCCAUCGCGCAGGGCGUCCUCCCGGGCAAGAAGCGCUACUGGUGUCACGAGUGCGGGAAGGGCUUCAGCCAGAGCUCCAACCUGCAGACCCACCAGCGCGUGCAUACGGGGGAGAAGCCCUAUUCGUGCCACGAGUGCGGCAAGAGCUUCAACCAGACCUCGCACCUCUACGCCCACCUGCCCAUCCACACAGGGGAGAAGCCCUACCGCUGCCAGAGCUGCGGGAAGGGCUUCAGCCGCAGCACGGACCUCAACAUCCACUGCCGGGUGCACACGGGCGAGAAGCCGUACAAGUGCGAGGCGUGUGGCAAGGGCUUCACGCAGCGCUCCCACCUGCAGGCCCACGAGCGGAUCCACACGGGCGAGAAGCCCUACACGUGCGCCGACUGCGGGAAGCGCUUCAGCUGCAGCUCCAACCUCCACACCCACCAGCGGGUCCACACGGAGGAGAAGCCCUACAAGUGUGAGCAGUGCGGCAAGUGCUUCAGCCUGAGCUUCAACCUCCACAGCCACCGGCGCGUCCACACCGGCGAGAAGCCCUACAAGUGCGAGGAGUGUGGCAAGGGCUUCAGCUCCGCCUCGAGCUUCCAGAGCCACCAGAGGGUCCACACUGGGGAGAAGCCCUUUCGGUGCAGCGUGUGCGGGAAGGGCUUCAGCCAGAGCUCGUAUUUCCAGGCCCAUCAGAGGGUCCACACUGGGGAGAAGCCCUACAAGUGCGAGGUGUGUGGGAAGCGCUUCAACUGGAGCUUGAAUCUUCACAACCACCAGAGGGUCCACACGGGGGAGAAGCCCUACAAAUGCGAGGAGUGUGGGAAGGGCUUCAGUCAGGCCUCGAACCUUCAGGCGCAUCAGAGCGUCCACACCGGAGAGAAGCCUUUCAAAUGUGACUCGUGUCAGAAGCGCUUCAGCCAGGCCUCCCAUCUCCAGGCCCAUCAGAGAGUCCACACCGGAGAGAAACCCUACACGUGUGAGACGUGUGGGAAGGCCUUCAGCCAGAGGUCCAAUCUGCAGGUCCAUCAGAUCAUUCACACGGGAGAAAAGCCCUUCAAAUGCGAGGCCUGCGGCAAGGAGUUCAGCUGGAGCGCGGGGCUCAGCGCCCACCAGCGAGUGCACACGGGCGAGAAGCCCUACAUGUGUCAGCAGUGCGGGAAGGGCUUCAGCCAGGCCUCGCAUUUUCACACGCAUCAGAGGGUCCACACCGGAGAGAGACCUUACAUCUGCAACAUCUGCUGCAAGGGCUUCAGCCAGAGGUCCCACCUCGUUUACCACCAGAGGGUCCAUGCCGGAGGGAAUCUGUAGAAGCGGCAGGCGGGGAAUGGGCUGCAGGGAGAAUUCCCAUCGUCGCCUCCCUCGGAAAGUCCUCGCUGGUCAGCGGGACACGUGCCUUCCAGAGUCGGAACCUUCCCGGCGUCAUCACAGGACAGAAGUUCUAGAGAAUGCCGUCCUUGCGGGAUUCAGUUGGGAGGCGAACUCUUGGCAAAGGUGGGAUUUCACAGCGGAGAGAAGACCUAUGCAUACAGCCAGUUGUCCGCACACCCCAGUUCUCAGGAUGGCAGCACAAGAGGAAGGGAGCCUCUCCAUGAAGGUUAGGAGGCACAGGCAGGACCGUAGCAAAAGGGUAUUGAUGGCGGACCAACAGCAGGUGUCAGCGACAGCAAAACCUCCACGUGGGGAGGGCUGGGGUUUUUUUUGGUUUGUUUGUUUGUUUGUUUGUUUGUUUUAACCACUGAAUCUCUACUGUGUAGACCUGCGCUGGGCUCCUAAUAGGUGCCUGGCCAUUACUGAAUCAAGUGGAGAAAAAUCGCUCUACUUAGGACAAAUAUUUGAAAAUUCUAGUCCGUUCCCUCUCCUAAAUUCAUGACACACGCAAAAAAAGUCCUGUGAGUUGCCUUAAUAAGAUGAAUUCCAGGAGAUGUAUUAAUUGAAGCACAAAAGGUCACGUCAUAGCGCCGUCCACACGAGCCGAGUCGGGGACGAGACUUGCGCGUGGCUGGCAGCCUCCUUCCAGCCUCGGUUCCAUGGAUAGUAUCAUCCAUGGCGUGCAGCCUGCUAUUUGGUAACAUGAGUUCGUAUUUUAUAGACUGAAAAAUACUGGGUUUUUUUAAAAAAAUUAACCUGAUACCUUCCUGCAGUUUGUAUGAUGGGAAAUUUAGAACCCUGAUCCAUUAAGGUAGGGUUUUACCGUUAAAAGUAGUUACUAAUGACAAAAGGUUUCCUAGUAAACUUGAAUUGUUAACUAA